Messenger RNA from Didymodactylos carnosus, 1587 nucleotides. The record is from the annotation of a GenBank genome assembly. NCBI's taxonomy places the organism in Eukaryota, Metazoa, Rotifera, Eurotatoria, Philodinida, Philodinidae.
AUGAUAGAAAGUGACGGUAGUAGUCGAGAGGGUGAUAAUGAUCAACUACAACAGUCGAUGAAUGUGAAAAAUUUCCAGAGUCAGGCCGAAAAACGAGCACAUCACAAUGCUUUGGAACGAAAACGACGUGAUCAUAUCAAAGGAAGUUUUAGCGAUUUAAGAGAUGCCGUUCCAUCAUUGAAGGGAGAAAAGGCAUCGCGCGCGCAUGUAUUAAAAGCAUCAACAGAUUAUAUACGAAGUCUAAAGUCAAAAAACCAGCAGCAUCAAAAAGUAAUUGAAGACUUUAAAAGACAAAAUGCAUCAUUAGUAUUACAAACUCGAUUACUUGAACGCGUAAAAGAAACUGGUAAACUAGUUAAUCAUCAUAGUCAUAAUGCGAAUAAUUCAUCAACGUCAGCUUCCUUAACAAAUUAUCAACAUGAUUUAUUGCUUGAUAAUUCAAUACCAAUUGUUAAAACUGAAGCAAUGUCAUUAAAUGAUCAUAGUACAAUUCAAAUAACAAGAAAUUUAUUGAAAAACGAGCCACUGAUGCAAUGUUCACAAUGUAAACUAUUUUGUCUUCGUUUAUUAUGUCAAAAAACAAAAUAUGUCUCAUAUUUAUCGAAUCGUGCGUUUCAUAUAAGUUCAAUCAAUUAUCAACGAAAAGAGACAAUAUUAAAUGUAUUUGAUCGUAAAACAAAGUUAAUUCAACGAAAUCGUACAUGUUUAGAUCCAGAUCGUUCACUCUAUAGUUAUGUACAUGAGAGAGUAGCUCAAAGUGUUGUUGAUCGUAUAUUUGAUAUAAAAAGAACAUUUGAAUGUGCCUUAGAUCUUGGUUGUGGACGAGGAUUAACCACCCGAGAAUUAACAAAAGAUGUUGUUAAAAAAAUAGUGAUGAUUGAUUCAUCCGCUUUAAUGUUAGAACAAAUUGAACCACCAUUAGAAGAAAAUGGACAUGUAGAUAUGGAAAUAGUUAAAGAAAAUAUUGAUGAAGAAAAUUUUAAUUUUAAUGAGAAUACAUUUGAUUUAGCCUACAGUUGUUUAAGUUUACAUUGGAUAAAUGAUUUACCGGGAGUAUUUCAAAAUGUUCUUCAUUCUUUAAAAAAUGAUGCACCCUUCAUUGGGGCAAUGUUUGCCUCUGAUACAUUAUUUGAAUUACGUGUUGCAUUACAAUUAGCUGAAACAGAACGAGAAGGAGGUUUUGCUCCUCAUAUCUCACCAUUUGUUGAUCCACCAGAUAUUGGUAGUCUUUUACAACGUGUUGGAUACAAUAUUGUGACAUUGGAUGUCGAUGAGGUACACAUUGAUUAUCCAAAUAUAUUUGAACUAAUGUUUGAUAUCAAAGGUAUGGGUGAAAGUAAUUGUAGCUGGAAUAGACGACUUACAUUGAAACGGGAAACAUUACUAGCAGCACAAGCCAUCUACAAAGACAUGUACGGUAAUAAUGAUGGUUCUAUUCCAGCAACAUAUCGAGUAUUGUAUUUUAUCGGAUGGAAACCUGAUCCAUCACAGAAAGCGCCAGCUAAACGUGGAUCGGGCAAUGUUUCAUUCAAGGAUAUAGGAAAAGUUACAGAAAGCAUUAGUGAACAACAACUGCCAUCUCAAUAA